UUGACGGAGAAUCCUAUUUAGGAAAACACCCUUGAUGAAGAAAGCACGAAGCAAAGAGGAAAUUUUGCAUGGAUCUUUCCAAGUGUGACGGGCACUGUAACGCGGGGACCAUCUCCGGGAGGGCUCCUGGGGCACUUGGGAUCACUUGGUACAAAAGGAGAGCCUUCAUUCAGCCCCGAGCAUCUGAGCUGGCUGUGGUUGAGGAUUACAAGAGCUGUUUUGAUCAGGGGAAAAAUUCUGUUUUUAGCACAGGCAGCAAUUAAAAUAGCUCGUGAAUCUAAACGCCUUGGGGAGCUGUCAUAAAAGGAGGUAGAAAAUCCAUCUUCUGCACUCCUCUGCAGCCAGAGAUGUGCCUGGAGAAAGAAGAGGAGAAGAGAGCUUGAGGGUCACCUGGUGAAAAAGGACAAGCCGAGCCAUCGAGCCAGACACGCCAAUUUGAUCUCCAGAUGGCUGAGGAGGGUCUCCGGGGUUCAAGCACCCCCUUCUCGCUCUCCUUCUCGGGCAGCGGCUUCCUUGCCCUGUACCAGGUCGGGGUGGUGCAGUCCCUGCUGGAACUGGCUCCCGAACUCCUCAAGUCCGCCUGCAAGGUCUACGGGUCGUCCGCCGGCUCGCUCAUCGCCGCCGCCGUCGUGUGCGGCAUCGACAUCGAUGACCUAAAGGAAUUCUUCUUUGCCAUGGCAAAGGAAGCCAGGAGAACCAUCCUGGGCCCUCUCUCUCCCAAGUGCAGCUUGAUGGCAAAUAUCAAGACUGUUCUGGAGCGGAUGCUGCCGGAGGACUCGUACCAGCUGGCUUCGGGGCGGCUGCACAUCUCACUCACGCGGGUGGCAGAUGGCCAAAACGUCAUAGCCUCGGAGUUCAGCUCGAAAGAGGAGCUCAUUCAGGCUCUCCUCUGCAGCUGCUUUCUUCCUAUCUACUGUGGAUUCAUCCCUCCAUCCUACCGGGGUGUGCGAUACGUUGAUGGAGGAUUCACCGGCCUGCAGCCCGUCUCCAGCUUGGAGGAAGCCGUGAUCACCGUGUCCCCCUUCACGGGAGAGCUCGACAUCUGUCCGCGGGAUUGCCCCGCUAUCUUCUUCUGUUUCCAGAUCUUCAACGGCAGCAUUCAGAUCUCGAUAGAAAACCUCUGCAGGAUUAGCUACGCCCUCUUCCCACCUAGCACCAUGGUCUUGAACGACAUUUUCUCGCAGGGGUACCAGGACACUGCCCUUUUCCUGUACAGGAACAAUGCCUUUGGCUUUAACUACUUCAAUAGCAAUUUCUGCUUCGCCAGCAUGUGUGGGAAGAACGACUUCGCGCAAUCCAACAGGACACGCACCGGCCUCCGCAAAAGGGUACUGCAGUACCCGCUCCCUUGCUUCCUGCCAGGCUUGGCUCUGUGGAAGAAAGAGCAGAUAACCGGACUGCAGGAUCCACUGUCGAAAGUCCUGUUGCAGCCAUACAGGCUGCCAGCUUUUUUCAGGAAGGGGUUGCAGAAGAUGUGGCGCCUGCUGGGAGGUAUCAGCUCCAUGGUAAACUGGUUCCAGAAGCUCCUCCAAACCGCGGUGCCUGGUUUGCCUAAGAGAGCCAUGGCCAGGACGUGAGGUGCUUGGAGAAUGCAAACCCUCAGCGGAGGAAGAGCAGGGUACAGAGCAGGGAAACCCUGAAGGACCUCACCCAUGGGCUGAGCAUGGCUAAAACCUCCAAACCUGGGGCACCCCACAUUAAAAGUAGCUGGUUUUUUUCCCUGUGAUAUUAUUUAUUUAGUGACAUCUGAAAGGAGCUAUGAACCAGCCUAGUGCUGCUUCCCCACAGCAACAUGUUCCUGUUCCAGAGCAUUAUCUGCUGGGCUCUGUCCUAGCAGGACAUCAGAUGCAUCCAACAAGAUCCUGAGAGAUGUUUUGGCACUAGAAUCUCAAGGGUUCAAGGCAUUUAACUUGUCACACAGACAGCUUUUAAGCUGUAACUCCCCAAAACCUACUGGCAAGUUACUUCACAUGCAGCUGGUGAAGAGACCUGCACAGGACGGUUUCACACUGCAGGCAGCUACACAGCUCCUCAGCUGUGAACAAGCCCUUCAGUAUCAAAUGUCCCUGGGGCUUCUUGUCCCUGUUGAUUCAUCCACCCUGGCUCAACUAACUGCCAGCUUGUUCUCUCCUGUAACCACCCUGGAUGGGCCCUGGGGGUCUCCGCCACCACAUGGUUCUGCUGCCCUGGGAAGUGGUGGGCAACAUCAGAGCUCAUUUCACACACCAGCACGGCUGCUGGGUUUUGAUGGAGUGUUUUGGGGGUGGUUUUGGGUUUUUUUUCCACUUGAGGAAACUAGCUGGUUUUGUUCCCAGUAGUGCUGCCGCAGUCUCCCUGCCCAGGCCUGAGCUGCUUCCAGAUGCCAGCCAAGGCGUUUAACUGCGGUGCUGCACCUGCGAUCAAACAGCAGCCUGCACAGGGGAGACAGGGCAGCUGUACUUGCGUGCAUGCACAGCCCAGCCACUCCACUUGCUGAUCGCCAGCAGCAUCCCUCCCCCUGCUUUAAUGCAGAUUACAGGGCAGGCAUUUGCCAGCAAAUGUCACAUUUCAGCUGUUUUCCUCUCACUCAGAAACUUUCAGAGAGAUUCAUCAAACAGAGAGAGAGGGAGAAGCCUUAGGGAGCAUCACACUGGGCAGGAACUAAUUUUUGUUCAGUUCCCUGAAGUUAUUUUACCAAUUACAUAUUCUUGAGCUUCACACACCCUUGGAGGCCUGCUUCUCCUGCCAGCAGAGCUAGGUGCACAUUUGGACCCCUCUGAAUUUGCAGCUGUGGAGAAAGAUGAAAAGACCUAAAGAUUUACCUUCCCCUACUUCGAAAUACCACAGUCUUGCAGACUGCAUCUCUUAUUGCAGCAGGAGAGCUGACAUUUCACAAAUACAUUCGUUUUUUUCAUGCAGUUUUCUGUAACUCGCUGCUACAAACAGCUGUAUGGUCCAGGCAAACAUGCCUCACGUAGCUGGCCUGCAUGCAGAAUGAAUUAGCAGCACACUUAAUCAUCCCAAACACAUUUUAAUAUCAGAAGCUGACGGACUGGCUUUACCCUAACUGAGUCUCCCCUGUUUGUUGGUUCCCAACGGGCAACAAACUGAUCACAACAGCCCAAGCCAUUUAUUUGAAUGAACAGCUCAUUCAAUCGCACAAAGGGAAAUGGUAAAGAAGGAGGUUUCAUCCAAAGUGCCCUGGAGACUGCAGACACAAACUGGGGGACAGUGGAAGGCUGCAUCAAUGUAAACAGGUCCAAAAUUAACCAUGAAUGCUCCGUGAAAGACGAAUACGUUCUGCUGCUUCUGGUUGAAAUCGAUGACCUGGAGAUAUUUUCUCUGCAAUGAGCUUGCUAAAAGCAACUUGGAUACUUAUUUGCUUUGGAUCCAUCAAAACCUACUCCUGUCUUCCUUCCAUCCUGGACAGAUUCACAUCUCUCAACCCCUGCAGCCAAAGCUGGGCUGCUCAAAACCAGCUUGCAAACUGUGACUAUGCUCCUGCCACAGAUCGAAGUGGAGAGGGCACAGAGACACCCACUACUCCCCAGGCAGGAGCGGGGCCAGCCAGCCCAUCAUCUGCUUUUGCUCAUAUUACACUUCUGCUUUCUCCCCCCAGGCAGACAGCCCCACUUCUGCAACAGCCCUUGUGCCAGGCUCCUGGUCUUCUGAGCAAGCACCACCACCUCCAGGCAGGAUAUAACUAUUUCAGUCAGCCUCAGGCAGUUCCACUAGCCCUAUUCAAAUGGGAAUUAAAAUCCCCAAAAGAAAAUUUUCCUAUAGGAAUUGGACAUCCAAAUCCACUACACUUGCCUGCAAAUCUUAGUCACAAACAGGAGCACAGUUUGAACUACCUGGUGCAUCCUACCUGUCCCUACACAACAUAGUGCUUGAUCAUAAAAAGUUAGCAAAACUUUGAGAACUUCAACAAAAAACAGCCUACAAAGAACACCCAAAAAACCCCCAGUCAUAGCACAGAGCCCCCCUGCUCCAAACCUGCAGCAAUGUGCCAAGAUAUUAGUCUUUAAUGACUUGCCAUUUAAAUCGGCUGCCUUUUGUUUUAUUAAUCCCCCAUCUUUUCAAGCAAGCACACCUGGUGCUGUCUCCUCUGCAUCAGCCUGGAGCUAACGGCAAAAGGAGGCUUUGCCAGAGGCAAGGGAUAGAGGCAAACUUUGUCAUCUCUGAA
Molecule: messenger RNA, 4165 nt
Organism: Falco peregrinus (peregrine falcon)
Lineage: Eukaryota; Metazoa; Chordata; Aves; Falconiformes; Falconidae
Gene: PNPLA1
Product: patatin like phospholipase domain containing 1
Exons: 8
Coding region: 447-1577 (376 amino acids)
Biological process (GO): triglyceride catabolic process; lipid homeostasis
Cellular component (GO): cytoplasm; lipid droplet; membrane
Molecular function (GO): triacylglycerol lipase activity
Source: RefSeq, a predicted model, not a curated record